Oncorhynchus gorbuscha (pink salmon) is the source of this 2368-nucleotide messenger RNA. RefSeq names its product thrombospondin-type laminin G domain and EAR repeat-containing protein-like. Lineage: Eukaryota; Metazoa; Chordata; Actinopteri; Salmoniformes; Salmonidae. The transcript is spliced from 12 exons. Gene Ontology annotation, biological process: signal transduction. The record is from RefSeq and is a predicted model, not a curated record. The coding region runs from base 8 to 2068 and encodes 686 amino acids.
GGGUGUGAUGGGUGUCCGUCUGUCCCGUCCUCACCCUUCCCUGGACUUCCCGUCCUCCCAGCACCUCGUCAACUGUCACCUCUUCCCCAGAGAGUUCUCCAUCGUCACCACCCUGAAGGUCAGCCUCGUCGCCCCUAAGAAAAACGAGUACAUAUUUUCUGUGGUGGAGGAAAAGGAAGAAGAGGACGCAAGGAUUGGAAAGAGGAAGGGGGAGACACAGGGAGGAACUGAUGGAGAUUGGUACAGAGAGAAGGAUGGAGAACGAGGAGGGAGGGAUGAUGAGAGUGAUGAAGAGCGGGAUGGAGAGACAGAUGGAGGGGGAGAAAGAUUAAUGGACGGAGAGAAGAGGAAGGGAAGUAGAGAUGGAGAGAACAGCAACAGUCAGGGACGGCUUCUGAUUGGCCUGCGGUUCUCCAGAGACAGACUCCACUUCCUGUUCAGAGGUCGCAGCGGGGGGGUCAUGGCGCGCUGGGUUUUCCGAGGCAUCGAAUUGGCUGAUGAUCGCUGGCACACGUUGGUUUUAGCAUUUAGUGGACACUACGCUACUCUCACUGUGGACUGCAACACACACCUGGAACUCAGGGUUCACUCCAAGUCGUUGCCCUCUGACCUUAGUGUUCAGGGUUCCAGAUUCCACAUCGGCAGCCGAGGGAGAUGGAAUGGCCAGUUCUCAGGUCUGAUCAGACAGCUGGUCCUGGUGCCAGGCUCUGAUGCCACCCUUCGUGUCUGCCCAUCCUCCAACCCCGGGCUGGCAGAGCUGUCUGUGCCUGCGGUGCUGCUUGACCUACCACAAAAAGAGACUAGGAGUGACCUCACGCUGCCUUCAUAUGAGUCAGAGGUGCGGGUGUCUGUGGGGCUGGAGAAGUCCUGUUCCAGUUUAGUAAGAGGACAGCUGUGGUUCAACCCCAUCAGGAGAGCUCUCUACCUCUGUGACGGUACACUCUGGGUCCCCAUGCUGCAAGAGUCCCAGAGACUAGACUAUGUCUUGGAGCAGCAGGUCCUCUCCACCAGUUCAGAGACGUAUGAUAUUGAGGUGUUCAGUGUACAAGGGCUGGGUUUGAUGGCAGCAAUGGCCCACCGCUCCCCCUCCCUGGGCUCUGCAGUCUACCUCUGGAGAGAUGGAGGCUUUCACCUUUACCAGAAGAUCAGCACCCAUGGAGCUCUCUCCUGGAGACACUUUACGAUGGGGAAGAAGAUAUUCCUGGUGGUGUCCAACUCCAGGGAGAGCACAGGGAAGGAGAAGACAGUGGAGAAAGAUGAACUGUCAGUGAUCUACAGGUGGAAUAAAAAGACACAGAGGUUUGUUCAUUACCAGGCGCUCCAGACACACUGUGCACGGGACUGGGAGGCCUUCCGCAUCCAAGGACACACCUACCUCGCCGUGGCCAACCACAGACAAGGUAAUACCAACCACACCAUAGACAGUGUGGUCUACAAGUGGGACCGUGGUACGCAGCUGUUUGUACCACACCAGGCCCUGCGGACCUCUGGGGCUUACGACUGGGAGGCCUUCACGGUCGGACCCUACCACUUCCUGGCUGUGGCGAAUGCGUUUGACGGACAGACCACUCACGUUGACUCGGUCAUCUAUGUCUGGGUGGAUGGAAGUUUCCGCUUGUUUCAGACCAUUAAGACGUUCUGUGCCACAGACUGGGAGAUGUUCCAGAUUGGCGGCAGGGUCUUCCUGGUGGUUGCUAACGGACACCAACUCCAUGGCAAUGGCCCCGGUCGCUAUGCCAUCAACUCGACCAUCUACGAGCUGGACAUGAGCUCUCAGCUGUUCCUGCGUUUUCAGGACAUAGUCACAUACAGUGCUGUUGACUGGGAGUUCUUCACAGUAGGAGAGGAGAGUUACCUGGUUGUUGCAAACUCCUUUGAUGGAGAGUCUCACUCUCUGAACAGCAUUAUCUACAGGUGGCAGGGAUAUGAGGGGUUUGUUCCCAUUCACCGGCUUCCCACCAUCGGAUGCAGCGACUGGGAAUUCUUUACUUCCGGAGAGGAUUCUUAUCUGAUCUACUCCAGCGCCACAGCACCUCUCUCCAAAGUCUUCCGUCUGAAAACACACUGACACGUGACACAAUGUCAUAUCAGGGACAACAUGGAGAAACAUACAAAAUGAAAUCUCAACUGAUGUAAUAAUGAAUGUUACAUUAUGUUGUUGUACUUGGGCCACAUUUGCAGAGAAAGAGAGUGUAUUAGUAGGUACACAUUUUUGUGUAUAAGUACUGUAUAUAACUUUAACAUUAGUCAUAUUUGUUGCCUAUAAUUUUGUGAAAAUUAUUUAUUGAGGUAAUACAAAUGUGUAAAAAAAUACAUUAUGUUUCAUUUGUGUCUUACUGCAAAUUAUACCGCUUAUUUAUUUAUUAUU